Messenger RNA from Trichophyton verrucosum HKI 0517, 1578 nucleotides. RefSeq lists its product as uncharacterized. The transcript is spliced from 2 exons. The record is from RefSeq and is a predicted model, not a curated record. Gene Ontology annotation, biological process: transmembrane transport; monoatomic cation transport. Lineage: Eukaryota; Fungi; Ascomycota; Eurotiomycetes; Onygenales; Arthrodermataceae. Gene Ontology annotation, cellular component: membrane. Gene Ontology annotation, molecular function: monoatomic cation transmembrane transporter activity. The coding region runs from base 1 to 1578 and encodes 525 amino acids.
AUGAUCCGGACGCCAGCCGGCUGCGGGAAGACCAGAUUUCGCUCAGCUCGCCUGCUCUGCGCCCUCGUACGCCCACGGCCGCCGCAACCACCGCGCGACAGCGACAUCCAGCUACGUGGCUUCAGGCUGCCUCUCCGUCUCGUCCGCUGCCAUUCCUCGCUGUCCUCGCUGUCUUCACUAUCUUCACUGUCCUCGCCGUCGUCGUCUUCCUCUGUCGUUGCUGCAAAAAACCCGCCUCGACCGCCGGCCUACCCCCCCGCGAGCCCUGCCCUGUCCAUCAUCAUCACAGCUCGACCAGCUCGACCAGUCCUUGCUCUCGUGCAUUCACAUUCACAUUCACAUUCGCCCUUCACGAUGGGCGGCCAGACCAGAUCUCACGGGCAUAGCCACGGGCAUGGCCACGGUCAUCACCAUCAUCACCACCACGAUACCACAUAUCUGACCUCGAAGAACAAGCAGGAUCCCGGCGUCCGCAUCACCAGAAUCGGCCUGCUCGCCAACCUAGCCAUGGCUGUCGGCAAGGGCGUCGGAGGCUACGUCUUCCACUCGCAGGCCCUGAUAGCAGACGCCUACCAUGCCCUCGCGGACCUGGUGUCGGACUUUAUGACGCUGGGGACCGUCUCCUGGUCGAACAAGCCGCCCUCAGCUCGCUUCCCGCUGGGCUACGGCAAGAUCGAGACCCUGGGCUCCCUGGGCGUCAGUGGCCUGCUGCUCGUCGGCGGCCUGCUGAUGGGCCUCAAUGCCGCCGAAGUCAUCCUCACCCAGUUCUUCCCGGACGUGGCAGAGGCGGCGGCUCAUAUGGGCUUGCUCGGCCACGGCCACUCCCACGGCCACUCGCACUCGCAUUUCCCUUCCGACCAGGCCUACGGGCCCAAUAUCAACGCUGCCUGGCUUGCUGCGGGCUCAAUUGUCGUCAAGGAGUGGCUCUAUCACGCCACUAUGAAAAUUGCAAAGGAGAGAAAGUCCUCCGUCCUUGCAUCCAACGCCGUCCAUCACCGUGUCGACUCUCUCACAAGCAUCGUCGCCCUGUUGACCAUCGGCGGCGCCCAUGUCUUCUCUGACGCUACCUGGCUGGACCCGGUGGGCGGUCUCCUCAUCUCCAUCAUGAUCAUCAAGGCAGGGCUCGGAAACACCAAGGCUACUCUCUUAGAACUCGCAGACGCAGGCGUCGAGGAGAGCAUGGUCGACUCCGUACGCAAGUACGCUGCCCGAGCCAUCGCUGCCCUUCCACACGGCGCCGAGGUCGAGCUGCGCAACAUCCAGGGCGUCAAGUCGGGCCCCAACUACCUGAUGGAAGUCGACCUUGCGGUCCCCGGCUCGUGGUCGGUUGCUCGGACCCGCGAGGUCGAGCGGGCAAUCCGGGAACGGGUAGGAGCUCGCGUGAGAGGUGUUAAGCGGCUACGGGUUCGCUUCACUCUCGAUACAGAGAAGGAGCUGGACUUUGCGGAGGAGUUCAUUGCCCCGGACCUCAGUCCUCGUAGCAGCCCCGAGCCCGAGCCCGAGACCAAUGGAAACGGCUCUAUUUCAUCGGGCUCACAGUCAGAGCCACAAGUUAAUGGCACUCGCAGACGACAUUAG